CUUUUUUCCCUCCUGGCAGCUGCCACUUAGAAAUUGAUGGGAAAAAAUUGAGAUGCCUUAGAAACUAUCGUUGCUGGACAAAUUCCUGGGAAUUUCUGUGAAAAACCAACGUCUAUGGAUGAGUUCCAGAAGAAAUCCAACCAAAAGCAUGAUGCAAGAUCGCGAAAAGUAAGAUUCAAAAUUUCCUCAGCUUACAGUGGUCGAGUCUUAAAACAAAUGUAUGAAGAUGGGCAAGAGCUUGAAAUCCCAGCAGAAGGCUACUCUCAUAAUUGUCAGUCCUGGAAUUUUGAACCCCGAGACAAUUUAUUGGGGAUUAGAGAAAACCCAGAUCACAGUUUUUAUCCAUCAGCUAAACUGAAUGCCCAGAGGAUCAGUGUAUUCAGAGAAGGGAACAAAUACACUCUCACAAGUAACUCUUCCCUUUUAAAUGACGACAAGGCUGAUGAUCGUAUGCAACCCCGCAUUUUAGAUUUUGGGAGGAUUAUAAUCUAUACCAGUAAUCUAAAAAUAAUCCGGACACCACUGAGCAAGAAAGAGCUAAUGCAAAGAAUCAUGCAGAAUGAAGGUGUUGAUGAUUGCUCCUUCAUGAACUCUGAAGGAAGAGGAGGAAGUAGCACUGUUCAAAGCAAUGGAAACAUAAACAGUGAUGAAACUGAAUCAGGCCACAACCAACAUGUUUGGGAAGGCGACGAGGAGAACAGCUGCUCACAGUGUAAAGGAUCAGGCUCUGCCCCCUGUGCUGUGUGUCAUGGAAGCAAGUUUUCAAUGUUGGCUAAUCGAUUUAAAGAGUCAUACAGAGCUCUGCGAUGCCCUGCCUGUAAUGAAAACGGGCAGCAGCCUUGCCAGAUUUGUGUUUAGUGACUCUAUCUAUUCUUUAAUUUUUCUUGACUUACUUUCUUUCGAAUAGAACAGACCCCAUCAAAUAGUCUAUGCCAAUCCAUCUUCUUUAGCUAGGAAGCUAUCUUUUUAUGCUUGGUUGUUAAAGAGUCUUAUCGAUUGCCAGGCUUUCCGCUGAAUUAAAAGAGCUGCCACAUGUUUCAAGACAACUUUUUUUCUGUUUUCAGCUGAGUGAAAGUAAAGCUGCACUUAUAGAGUAAUAUAAAUGUCAUAUAAAAAGACUUAA
Pantherophis guttatus is the source of this 1123-nucleotide messenger RNA. RefSeq names its product glutaredoxin and cysteine rich domain containing 2 (gene GRXCR2). Gene Ontology annotation, biological process: sensory perception of sound. Gene Ontology annotation, cellular component: stereocilium shaft; microvillus; stereocilium base. NCBI's taxonomy places the organism in Eukaryota, Metazoa, Chordata, Lepidosauria, Squamata, Colubridae. The record is from RefSeq and is a predicted model, not a curated record.